AUGACCGGACUCGAUGGAGACAGCAUAGCCCUGACAAGGGACCAACUGGCGGCCCUGAUAGACGCUCGGGUCGCUGAAGCCUUAGCAACCAACCCAGAAGGACCAUCCACAUACACCCAACCCCGAGUUGGCAUCCUCGGGGCGUUCUUGGAAUGCAAACCACACCCCUUCGAUGGCACGGAAGGAGCAAUAGGUCUUUUACAUUGGAUCAGGAGGGUCGAGUCUACGUUCGAAGAAGGUGAAAGCCCAUGUAGCAAACGAGUAGAGUACGCCACUAGCACGUUUCAAGGAAAAGCGUUUUCGUGGUGGAACGCGCAAGUCCAGAUGCUCAGAUUGGCAGAUGCAAAUGCCACACCAUGGGACGAUUUCAAGGACCUAAUCAGGGAAGAAUUCUAUCACAGGGAUGACAUGCAGAAGCUGGAAAUGGAAUACUAUGGGUUAAAGAUGGUUGGCUCGGAGAUCGAAGCGUACACGAAAAGGUCCAAUGACUUGGCUGCAUUGUGUCCUAACUUGUCGCAGCCUCCCUACAAGCGAAUCGCCCUCUACCUUAGGGGCUUAGUUCCAGAAGUCCAGGGUUCAGUGAUUGCAACCAAACCCCUUACAAUCCAGCAAGUCAUCCGUCUAGCACACCAUUUCACAAACCAAGCGGUAGAAGAGGGCAGAUUGCCCAGGCGUGUAACUGCUACAACUAAUGCUUUUGAAUACGGCAAACGCAAGUGGGAUGACUACCAAAGUGGGAGUCCCAGCACCAUAUCACCUCAAGCUCAACAAAGGAGGGUCGUUGGGAGCGAGGGCCCUGACCCGCGAACGGGUGGUUACCAAAGAAAACGACCGAAGUGUGACAAGUGUGGCCGACAUCACAACGGGCCCUGUGCAAGGAACAAGUGUCAGCGGUGUAAUAAGGUGGGGCAUGAGGCCAAGGAUUAUAGGAGCCCUCAUCCCGCAAGGCAGAACCAACCGCAGCAACAACAACAUCAUGGGAACAUCAGGGGCUGUUUCCAGUGUGGAGCCGAGGGGCACAUUAAGAUGAGUUGUCCCCAGAUAAAUCAACAACAACCACAACAGCAGCAAGGAAACAACCGUGGAUGCUACAAAUGUGGAAAAGUUGGGACGUCGUUUCAACUUCUAAAAGCUACUGCCAAGGUCUGCUAUUUAUAG
Helianthus annuus (common sunflower) is the source of this 1158-nucleotide messenger RNA. RefSeq lists its product as uncharacterized. The transcript has 2 exons. The coding region runs from base 1 to 1158 and encodes 385 amino acids. Gene Ontology annotation, molecular function: nucleic acid binding; zinc ion binding. NCBI's taxonomy places the organism in Eukaryota, Viridiplantae, Streptophyta, Magnoliopsida, Asterales, Asteraceae. The record is from RefSeq and is a predicted model, not a curated record.